Molecule: messenger RNA, 3188 nt
Organism: Saccostrea echinata
Lineage: Eukaryota; Metazoa; Mollusca; Bivalvia; Ostreida; Ostreidae
Product: ras-related protein Ral-A-like
Exons: 5
Coding region: 145-750 (201 amino acids)
Biological process (GO): Ras protein signal transduction
Cellular component (GO): plasma membrane
Molecular function (GO): GTP binding; GDP binding; GTPase activity
Source: RefSeq, a predicted model, not a curated record
UAAAGUGCUGAAUAUUUUUAAAUAAGUACACUUUAAAUAUUUUCUCUGGCAUUUGAUUUGUGAUUAGGAAUACAAGAGACUCCUUCUGGUGGAUAAUACACCAAACCAAAAAAAAAAAAAAGAGGAAAAAGAAAAGAAGUUAAGAUGUCGAAGGCAAAGACUCAGCAACCACAGGUUAUACACAAAGUGAUAAUGGUAGGGAGUGGAGGUGUGGGAAAAUCAGCUCUGACCCUGCAGUUUAUGUACGAUGAAUUUGUUGAAGAUUAUGAGCCAACAAAGGCUGAUUCCUACAGAAAGAAGGUAGUGUUAGAUGGAGAGGAGGUGCAGAUUGACAUUUUGGACACAGCUGGUCAAGAGGAAUAUGCAGCAAUCAGGGACAAUUAUUUCAGGAGUGGGGAGGGAUUUCUGUGUCUUUUCUCUAUAACAGAGCAGGAAUCAUUUCAGGCCACGGUAGAUUUUAGGGAACAAAUUUUACGAGUAAAGAAUGACGACACAAUACCAUUUCUCUUAGUGGGUAAUAAGGCGGAUUUAGAAGACAAGCGAUACGUCAGUGUGGAAGAAGCUCAAGAGAGGGCUAAACAGUGGAACGUACCUUAUGUAGAAACGUCAGCUAAAACUAGAGCUAAUGUCGAUAAGGUAUUUUAUGAUUUAAUGAGGGCAAUAAGAGACAGGAAGAUGGAAGCAAGCCGACAGACCAAUGGUAAAACUAGUAACAAAAAGAGCAAGAAACGAAAGUGUACCAUUUUAUAACCAUUAAAACUCGACAAAUUUCACUCCAGACAUUGGUCUUGGUCCUUGUCUUUGACGUACAGUUAUAAAAAAGCAAGGAACCAUAUUUGACCUUGAGAGUGCAUUACAAUCUAGGACAACUUCAAGGACAAAGGUCAUUCAGAUGUUGGAUUUAUAGUUUUACUCAAAUGGAUGCAUAUUUUAUUUUGCAAGUAUGAUUUAAUUUAUCACUAUAGCAGUGCAAAUUUUUAUAAUGUAUAAUGUCAUAAUGAUCACAAAAACUUGUCAAUCAUAAUUCAUAUGAACUUUAUUCACACAUGUAUAGCUAGUUUGUAUGGAGAUAAUGCUUUAAAUAUGUUUUUUAUUAACAUGAUAUUUGAACAGUCUUCAUCUGAAAGAGAUCAUUACUGUUUUAUACAUACAGUAACAUUAACACAAGUUAUGAAUCAUCUUGAUUGCAUGUGCUUUGAUUUUAAUUCUAUACUUUGAAACAUAUAUUGACUAGCUGGUUCAAUUUUGGAGAUUUUAAUGUACAUGUAUAUGUAUGCAGAAAAAUAGCAUUUCUGGUUUAUUUCAUAAAGGCUCAGUACGAUAAGUUCUUUAAAAAUGUUUCUGAAAGGAGAAAUAUGCUGAGAUUUUUACUCUGUCAUAGUACAUAUAUAUCUUUAAAAGAGAAUGUUAAGAGCAUUUGUUUUCAAAUUAAUGGUUCAAUCUACAUACAUCUAUUAUAUAACUUAUCUUGAAAAUGUUUGCUAGACCUUUGCCUGAAAAAUAAUAAGUUACGGUUUUCAGAUAAAUGAAACUACAGAUGGACAAGGGUAUCUUUACUUUAUUAUUGUCUUAAUAUCAGGGACAUGUCGACUUGAAUUGACUGUCCCAACCUUCUUCUAGAUAUCAGUCUCCAUAUCUGGAAUUCUCUGUUUUAUCAAAGUGAGAUACCAAGAUUUGUCUGUAGUUCUUGGUGUCAGGAAGAAGUCUGGUUUUUAUGGAGGCAUUUUGUUUGUAUGUAUACAAGGCAUAUUCUUUGCGUAUGCAAUGUGUAUUUUUUUGUUUGUAUACGAGGCAUAUUCUGUGUGUACACUGUAUACAAUAUGUAUUCUGUUUGUGUGUAUACAAGUGUAAAGCUUAAACAGAGCUUUUUUUAGCUCACCUGAACAGAGAGACUUGUAUGAAUCUCUUGCAAAACAUCCAGUUAUCUAAAUUUUGCCAGGUACCAAUAUUUUACAUAAAUUGUAAUUCUAAUGUAUAUUGUUUAUAAGGUAGACUUUAGUUUGCUUCACAAAGCCUAUUAAAUUGAGCUUACACAGGUAUUGUAUACAUAGACAGUGAUGCAUUGUCAUCAAGCAAGAAAAUUCUAAACUCUACCUCCAUAAGAACAGUGAUGGUCAGUUAUUAAUAUUCAGAAAGAUGUAACCAAUAACUGAAACAAUUCAUGUUACAUCUGCAUGUAUUAACUGUGACUGUAUAAAUGAUAAUAAGUGAGUUUUACCUGAUGUUUUAACAGUUAUAUUGUAUGCUUCUUUUCCAAACACUAAUUUUGAUGCUUGUAUAAUAGGAAUACCCAAAUAUGUGUAGUAAGGUUUUGAUAUAAAUAAUAAUAGUGGGCCAAAACCAUGUUUGUAAAGUUCUUGUGAGAACUUCACAUUAAAUUUGCUUGUAUAUUUAGUUCUAUUGUAAUUAUGGUCUUAUCUUGUAUAUUUACCUAGCUAAUGUAAUUUAUUGGUUUUUAUCGCAUGUCGUGCGAUAAAUUACAUUAUAAUAUUCGUUGCAUGCACUUGUAAGAACUUAUUUUUUGUUAGUUCUUUAUUACAUUCAUGUAUAUAUAUACAGCAAGUGUAAGAGAAAUACAACAUGAAUAUGAUUUCUAAUGAGUUAUGCUGACAUGCUGAAAUUUGCAGCUUAUUCAAGCAUGUGUCACCUUUAAAACUGGAAUCCAAUGAUGGAGAAAACCAAAAGUCUGAUGAUACUGGAUGUAGAGAAGCUCAAUCUGUUUGGAAGCUGGAUCUGAUAUACUACUGUUUAACUGAUUAAGUUUAUUUGUUAUUUUGUUAUAUACUUAGUUGUAACAAUGGUUUUUACUUUUUAGUUGCAUAAUGUCGAAAGGCAAACUACAUUACAUUGAUGUAAAGAAAAUGGUUCUUUUUUUUUUUUUAAGUCAAGCUUUACCGCCACAUUUAACCGGAGAAGCGAGCAGGAGUAUUCAAUACACAUUCAGACUCCUCAUGGUACACUUUUGAUUUUUCCGCUUGUGUUUACAAAAAUGUUACUUAAUGCGCAUGUGUACAAUUUUUAAAUCCAACAGCAGUUCUAUGCUGUGAAUUGCUGUACAUGACCUCAUUAUCAAAUCUAGUGGCUUUCAUGUGUGUGAUGUUUCAGUACCUAUUCGUUCUUUAUAAUUAUUAUGCCUUCAAUAUGCAUCUAAAAUGUACUGAAAAUAAAGACACCAUUAUUUAACUGUA